Aaosphaeria arxii CBS 175.79 is the source of this 752-nucleotide messenger RNA. RefSeq lists its product as uncharacterized. The record is from RefSeq and is a predicted model, not a curated record. NCBI's taxonomy places the organism in Eukaryota, Fungi, Ascomycota, Dothideomycetes, Pleosporales. The transcript has a single exon. Bases 146 to 529 code for a protein of 127 amino acids.
CCUGACGUCUUGUCUAUUUCGUGGCUAUUGUGCGAGGGCAGCAGCAACAGGCGCCGGGGUAGCCGGAUGUUCCUGGCAACGAGCAAGUUCUAACGCCUGUUAGUCCUCUCAGUUGGUGCCCAGCUAUCUUUCUAGCGUCGCAUGCAUGCAAUGGACCGCCGCCUGCCGCAGGUUUGGGCGAAGAGGUGUGGGUGCGUGCGGUUCUGCCGCUGCGAGCUGCUCGCUGAUGGUGGAAUUGUUGGUUUUCGAUGGCGGUUCAGAUCAAAGAUCUCAUUUUCGCGUGCCCGCCCCGCGGAACACAUUCCUCGGGGCGGGAGGGCAUGUUUAUUGUAUGAUGAGAUGCGGGUUGAACAGCGGCUUUGUGGUUGAUCGCUACGCCUGCAAUUUAGAAUUUUGCAGCGAGUGGCCACUCACGGUGGAGGCGGAAGGGACACAUUCAUCAUUGACAAAGGUUGUGACAGGGCUGAUCAGGCAUUGGAGAAACACGGACGCUUCGAUAAAAGCAAGGAUAGUGUCGAUCCAAGGUUGAUCACCAUGUCCAAGUACACACAACACACACACCAGCACACGUCGCCGUCGACGCGGCCAAAGAACGAUUGCCAUACCAUACCAUGCCCUACUGUCCAUACCUCGCUUGUUGAUACACUCGAAUAACACGACCUUGGUGCACGAGAAGGCCUGAUCGAUCGCCCUAUGUCAGGGAGAUGACGAUGCUAGGACCGUGAAACAGUCAGGAACCCAACCCAACAGCC